AUGCCCACCGUCUUGCUGCCCUCGUCGGCAGCCGCAUUUGCGCCGCGGUCGUCGCCGAACGUGGUGUUGAACGCCCGCAUCGAGCCGUGGCUGACGGCCACCCUGAAACGAGUCAACCGCGUCAAGCGACCUCUGAACAACGUCACCCAGCACACCAGAUGCCUCACCGAGACGCUGUCCUCGUCCAACGCCAUCUGGACCCUAUGCUCCAUGAUGUUCCCCAAGGCCCCCGAUGUCGACCUCAGGAAGGACGACAACCCGCUCAUGGAGGCCUUCAACUACCAGAUGAUCCACAUGGAAGCGUACGUCGUGCACGUCGACAUGGUGUCGCAGAACGAGGUAGCCUUCAAGUUGACCCCGGAGACCAUCGAGGCGCUGGUCGACUAUCACAAGGACAUCUACUCCGUCGACACCGCUGCCAACACCUGGGACUGGCCCGACAAGACCGGCCAGCUGAAGAAGCUGCAGGAGGAGUUCGUGCAGGCGGCCAACAAGUUCGUCUAUCGCACGGCGGCCGUCGCGCUCGAGGGCCUCGAGGAGGACGGCGCCGGGGAGCUGCUUGACGGGCGUAGCGAGGAUGCGAAGGCCGCGAUAUCCAGCCUGUUCGUCCCCUUGCUGCCCCCGCCGCCGCGCGUCGUCGAUGUGCUCCGUUCGACGCCUCUCCUGCCCAGCUCGACCGGACCGACCACUUGGUGGCAGGAGACAGUGCCGCAACCCCUGCCGAUGGACUCGUGGAAAGUGCUUCCGUCCAGCCCGGCCACGACCUGCGCCGCCGAGCCGAACCCCAAUCUCGGCGGCAACAUCGGCCGCCCUGGCGGCGCUCCCGCUUCCGAGUAUGCUAGUGCAGCCGUGCAGCACGGUGGCGAAUAUGGCGGGGUUUGGAUUGGGGGAUCGGUACCAGGAUUUCACACUGCCGUACGGGACAACAAUGUAACCGGUCCAUGGAACCAGACACUUGAUGUUAACGGUCUCCCUGACUUCGCGUGUCUUUGGCCUAGAUCGCAGGAUCCAUACCGACAGAACGAAUGGCCCGCCCCGGGGCCCGGAAACACACAGCCACGAGAACGACAGGGGCCAGAUCCCCACGGAUACAGACAUCAGACUAAUUGGCAUCAAUGA
Messenger RNA from Aspergillus heteromorphus CBS 117.55, 1119 nucleotides. RefSeq lists its product as uncharacterized. The transcript has 2 exons. NCBI's taxonomy places the organism in Eukaryota, Fungi, Ascomycota, Eurotiomycetes, Eurotiales, Aspergillaceae. The record is from RefSeq and is a predicted model, not a curated record. The coding region runs from base 1 to 1119 and encodes 372 amino acids.